UUGUUUUAUACUAUAUUUUUCCAUCAUUGGGUGGAUUCUUAAAAAGGAUCUAUAAAAAGAUUUAGGUUCUCUCUGUUGGGAUUCCUUUGUUUCACUCUCUCAACUUGAAAGAAAAAAUAAUAAUAACCCUAAUGGAUUCAUGCAAUGAUGGUGGUGCUAAAGGGGUUUCUACGCCUGUGAAAGGAGAUGAUGGUGACUCUCUUAAGUCUUUGGCUUCAAUAGUGACGAGUGUUGGAAGUUUUAGAGACAAUAAAAAUCAGUAUGUUCGAGCCGAUUCGAUUAAUCUUAGGACGUUUGGUGUGGAGCUAGAGAAGAUGAACUACAAUCUAUCUUGGUCAUUGGAGCCUCAAUUACACAAGAAAGAAGAGUGGAGAAUCGAUGUGUCUAGAUUGGAAUUAAAACAUGUCAUUGCUCAAGGCACUUAUGGUACUGUUUACAGAGGUGUCUACGAUGGUCAAGAUGUUGCAGUGAAGUUACUGGAUUGGGGAGAAGGUGGUAUUGCCAUAACUGCUGCUACUGCUUCUCUUAGGGCUUCUUUUCGACAAGAGGUGUCUGUUUGGCAUAAGCUUGACCAUCCAAACGUUACAAAGUUCAUAGGAGCUUCAAUGGGAACUUCGAAGCUCAAAGUUCCUUCUACCAACUCCCUCAAUGAAUCUCGAUUUUCAUGUCCUUCAAACGCUUGUUGUCUUGUUGCUGAGUACCUUCCUGGUGGUACACUAAAAAACUAUUUAUACAAGAAUAGGAGAAAGAAAAUCUCCUUUAUGAUCGUCAUUCAACUUGCAUUGGAUAUGGCUAGAGGUCUGAGUUACCUUCAUUCACAAAGUAUGGUACACCGCGAUGUAAAAACUGAAAAUAUGUUAUUAGACACUCGUAGAACUCUUAAAAUUGCUGAUUUCGGUGUUGCUCGAGUUGAAGCUCAGAAUCCUGAAGAUAUGACUGGAGAGACUGGUACACUUGGCUACAUGGCACCAGAGGUCGUUAAUGGGGAGCCAUACAACAGAAAAUGUGAUGUGUAUAGCUAUGGUAUAUGCUUAUGGGAAAUCUACUGCUGUGAUAUGCCUUAUCCUAAUAUGAGUUUUGCUGAUAAGUCAUCUGCAAUUGUUCUACAGAAUCUGCGACCUGAAAUCCCAAAAUACUGUCCGAAAUCAUAUGCAAGGAUCAUGAAAAAAUGUUGGGAUGCAAAUCCACAGAAACGUCCUGACAUGGCUGAUGUAGUUAGGCUGCUAGAGGCAAUUGAUACAAGCAAGGGUGGUGGCAUGAUACCUGAAGACCAAGCUCCUGGCUGCUUCUGUUUUGGCACGCCUCACGGCCCAUGAUUCUUUCUUCUCCAAUUCUAAUCUAAUUUCAUCAGAUUAUUUAUGAAAACUAGGUAGUUUAGAGCUAGAAUUGAGGCCUGGUGUUUUUCUAAAGAAGGGUCCAUAAUUCUAGAUGUCUUUGCAGUGAUUCUUUCAUAACUUAGUUCAUGGUAGUUUGGAAGAUUAGUUGACUAUUUCUGCAAUAAGUUAUGUUUCUUAGCUUUUAUGAGUUUUUAACUGAUUUUUUAAAAAUUUUAUUUUAUGGCUUUUCUUUGGUGCUUGGUCAACUUUGUGAAUGUAUGUUUGUU
Messenger RNA from Humulus lupulus (European hop), 1603 nucleotides. Its product is annotated as serine/threonine-protein kinase STY13-like. Gene Ontology annotation, molecular function: ATP binding; protein kinase activity. The coding region runs from base 132 to 1316 and encodes 394 amino acids. The transcript is spliced from 6 exons. Gene Ontology annotation, biological process: protein phosphorylation. Gene Ontology annotation, cellular component: plasma membrane. The record is from RefSeq and is a predicted model, not a curated record. NCBI's taxonomy places the organism in Eukaryota, Viridiplantae, Streptophyta, Magnoliopsida, Rosales, Cannabaceae.